Sclerotinia borealis F-4128 is the source of this 3408-nucleotide messenger RNA. NCBI's taxonomy places the organism in Eukaryota, Fungi, Ascomycota, Leotiomycetes, Helotiales, Sclerotiniaceae. The record is from the annotation of a GenBank genome assembly.
AUGGGAAAAAGAUCUUCUGAGGUGGUUGAAGAUGGUGAUCAAGCAUACCAGAAGCGCCAGAGGAUAUCCAAUGUCACCAAGACUACUUCUACCUCUGUUGAUAUACAGUCUGCAAGGCAAUUGAAGCAGACCCUAGCUUUUGAUCAAGACGCUGGUCGUUCAAAACAUGGCAUACAAUCUUUGAAAGCAUUUCUCGACAGCUUCUCUGUAGCAGACGCCGAUAACUCAGCCCGAAUUAUCGUUCUCAAAGAGUACCUCGAUUCGCAACAACCCGCCGACGAUGAGGACAAAACUGACGUCUUUCUGUCUGAUAUCAUGCAGACAUGGAGCUUUGCAUCCCAGGCCAACGAUGAAUCCCUUCUCUCUGCCGUUCCGGCUGUAUUGGCCUUACUUUUGAGGACUUUAUCUAAUAUACUGGAGAUGGCCGAGCAUGGUUUGAGGUUAGGUAGAACGAUACUUCAGAAACGUCAACUGGAGCUGAUUGCUCGAGGUCUCACUUCGAAUAAGAGCAAGGAACACGUAAUUUCCCCGGUUCUGCGACUCCUCCGAGAACUGUCGACUUACGAUGGAGGAGCUUUAGCGAAGCAGGUUUUCCGGUCAAGAGACCACACUUUCAAAACCCUGGCACGAAAUCUCAGUCUGAAAUACACAGGCGAGGCAGUUGAAGAUCGCAGGAAACCUUCCGUGCGGACCAAUGCGCUUCGAUUCGUUCUGUCUAUCAUAAAGUUCCUUCCCACGGAAGCGAAACGAGAGCUGCUCAAUCAAAGGGACGUUGUUAUGGGCUUAACAAGAGACAUCAGAGACGACCCUCCAUUUGUGAUCCGUGAUAUUCUAGAGACUUUGAAAACAAGUGUCUUACAGGAUGAUGCUCUGCCCCGAGAUGCCAAAUCUAAAAUAGUGAAUGCAACUUCUCUCGGACGAAUAGCGGCGCUGUAUGUAUAUGACCAAGAGGAUGAAGAAACCAGCAAAGGGAAGAAAGCAGUCCACGAGAUUGCACAUGAUUUUCUUAUGCUCGCAUGCACAUCUCCAAGUCUAGGAGUUCUCAAUCGUCAAAAUGGGUUCUAUCCCAGGGGAAUCGAUGCCGAUGAGGGGCAUGAUGCUGAUACGGACAUUGGCCACAUUGACCUAGGACUCGAUAGUAUUGAGUGGAUGGAACGCUUCACAGAAAAGGUUCCAGUCCGCAAUACCAUACUAUCUGAGUUUAUACAAAAUCUUCGGCCUUGGUCGAGCUUAAGACAAAGCGAGCUAUUACUGUGUAUUCUCGAAUCUGCCCCUGAGCUUGUGGCAAGUUACUUUUUCACCAAGAAGUCAUUUUCACUUGAUCCCAAGCUUACCGCGACGUGGAUUGGAUACUCCGCUUUUGUAUUCUCUACUCUACAGCUUCCGAUCCCUCAAUAUUUCGGGCACCAAGAGCGGUAUGCGAGACUACCGCCACCUUCUUCUAUUGUGUUGGAGAGUAUAUUACCUCAACCGCUGACCCAGAAGGUAUUCACACGUUGCCUGAACCAACAACAUAAUCUCAUUGCCUUUUUCGCCAUACGCAUCCUUUCUAUUGCUUUCCAUAAAAUGCGGGAAAUGUUGAAAAUGUAUCAAGAAGCUGCCAUAGCCUCAUCUUCAAUAUGGUCCCAGGCUGCUGAGAGGUUGACAGAUGAAUUCUGUCAGCGUGUUCCUUCGAUCAAGGAUGUGAUUAACACAUUUCGAAAGCUGUCUGAUACGGAAUUGAUGCAACGAGAAGCAGUCACUAAGUUGUUAGUUCUGUAUUAUGAAGUGGUUCCACGGGUUGCAUUGGACGCCAAAUUUGACGUAUCUGAAACCCUCACGAAAGCCUUACAAGCUGUCGAGAUCGCCGGGCUAUCUAAAGAGGAUCGCGCGUUUCACAUUAUGGAAUUGGAAAACCUUUUCCAAUUUUCCCAUUUUUCGCCCGGCAUGCGAUGGUUCGUAAAGGUUGAAGGACUUUCAGUUUCUCCAUUCAUGGCUAUGCUGAAGUUGUCCGCGGAAGCACCCUCUGGUGUGCCCUUGCUCAAGCUGAGAUCCGUCCUUAGCUCAGUUGUCCAAGAAAAUCAAAUCUUCCAGACUGAGACUACAGUCUCGGCUCUCGACAUAUUCAUCGCGAGACUCAAAGAAAUCGAGGGUACACCUAACGAGAGAGCAAUCCAUGAAUUCCUAGAUGACUGUAUCUCAAGAUGUGCUGCGAAGCCAAUUAAGUACAUAUUUUCGCUCGAGGAACUCACAUCAAAACCCCGCGACGCUGAAAAGGAAUCAUCUGCUGUAAGCUUGCUAAUACUUGCUGUUGCCGAACAAUGGCCAUUUCUUGUCAAGUCUGGAACCGAUAUUCUCAAAGAUGUCGCUGAUUUCGUCGCACGAUUUCUAGCGGCAUUCAUAAAGAUUGGCGAGGACAAAAAGACGAUAAAAUUGAUCACUAAAAACAUGGUCGAUGGGACGCCAGAGGACUCACCGGCUCGAAAGAUUUUGGACAAAUCUCGGAAAUUGGUCGAUGAGAUAGAGAUUCCGCUGCCAACGGAAUUAGCUGCUGAUGGGCUCAAUGCCAAAAACACAGAGGACGGGAUUUCAGCAACAGAAAUAGACGAAGUAAAUGACACAAUGCUAGAGAGACUGCCCGAGGAAGAUCAUGGCGCGUUGAUCAAGUGGGCGACGAAGGAUGUUGAGGAAGUUAUUGAAGGCGGUCAUGCUGCAGCACUAAUCAUGCUUCUAUCCUCAGAACAUUUCAGUGUUCGCAAGGAGGCAUUGACCAACAUAUCGAAAAUUGGAGCCAAACUGAAGGAAUCUCCAUUUGAAGAAAAAGACCAAAUUUGGCUCCUUCUUUGCGAACUAGUGGAGACAUCGAAGAAGGUUACCGAUAGAGAGCCACUGCCCACCAUUAUUUCAUCUUUUGCAUCGCAUUCCGUGGCUGUCUUGUGCGAUCCCCUCCAUAGUCUCUAUCCUAAAAUCAACAAGUUUCUUUCUCAAGGGCCAACAUGGCAAGUCGAUAAGAUACCCUUGAUGUAUAAGGUUCUUGACGAGUCGCCCAGUCUCGAUGAUAACCACUACUUGGAGGUCUCUUGGCUUCUUGAUGUUAUACUUGUUGGUCUUCGAACGCCAACGGAUAUGGGAAUAUUCCGAAAACGCAGAGUGUUUGAAAAGUUAUUCUCGUUAUAUAACAAUCCAUAUCUCGCACAUGGACUGCAAGAAAAAAUCCUCAAAUUAUUGUUUCGUGCAACAACAAUCGAAGGAGGAAGUACUACACUUAUCACCAGAUUCAGUAGCAUGACAUGGUUGGAGGUACAAGUUGCUUUGGGUGGAGGUACGCCCUUGAAGGUAUUACUGCAAAGGAUUGUCGACUCAAGCGAUAAGCAGAGAAUCGAAGGCUGGAAGAAGGGGGAGAAGGCGCAAGGGACUGAAUUAUCAUAA